AUGCGCGCACAUUCACGCAUUCUAGACUCUCUUCCGGAAUUUGUAUGGCUGGGCCACAGUGUACAUCGUCGAUUUGAGGAAUCGGCCCGUGUGAGCGUGCUCGUGAAUGCCGCUAUAUCCGCUGCUAUCCAAGUGUUUGACCUAGCCCGAGCUGUGGAGUGGCUUGAAUCUGGCAGAAGCCUCAUUUGGUCACAGGUGGCCUCCCAACGUUCUUCUUUGGAUGCGUUGGUUGUAGAUUCUCCCGAAUUGGCACACGCUGUGCGAAAGGUCCAUGCAGAACUACAGCAACUGCAUGCAGGCAAUCGAGUCAACGUACCUCCACCCUCCCUCGACCUAGACUCACUUGCCGGUGAAUCGGAGGCGGAGCAAUACCGGAGAGCUGCAAUCCGCUAUGACAAACUUGUAAAGGAGAUUCGUCAACGCGAAGGAUUUGAGGACUUUUUGAGACCGAAGACGUUUGACGGCAUCAUUUCAUCGCCCAUGUUUGCUCGUCUGAAGGCGACCACGAUCUUCGUGACUGUUGCUCGCUCUUCUUGUGAUGCUCUCGUUCUUCUGGAGUGUGGUGACUUGAAGCUGGUGAAGCUACCAGAGCUCUCUCUCAAGCGCGUAGAGAGAUUACGUGGAAUAUGGACUGGGGGUGUUGGCCUCUAUAGAGCGCACAGAGGACGGAUGGCGUCUUGGGAGGUUGCUCUUCUUCGCAGAUGCUCAAGCAUCCAUGCGCUCGUAUUGGGCCGAUUAUGGAAAUGGAUUGUGCAUCCAAUACUAGAUGCUCUUGGACUGAUACAAGACGCUGUGCGUGAAGAUCCGCUGCCACAUAUCAUCUGGUGCCCUACCGGUCCUCUCACUCAGCUACCUCUUCAUGCCGCAGGCAUCUACGACCAGGAAAGCGGUGGUCCUCGCAUAUACGACUUCGCGGUGUCAUCGUACACUCCAUCUCUUUGUGCUGCACUGCGCUGUGUCAGGGACAACGCUGAAUGGCAUUCAGCCCCCAGCAUGUUGUUUGUAGCUCAGUCCAAGACCCUGCGCACCGAUCACCCACCGCUCCCACACGUACGGGACGAGAGCGCUCGCGUCCGCGCAUUGAUGCCCGGGCCCAACCAUACGUUUCUCGAGGACGAGCAAGCGACAUUGGCGUCCACGCUCGCAGCCGUCGACAAGCACCCAUGGGUGCACUUUGCCUGUCACGGCUCACAGAACGCGCAAGACCCGACGCUCAGCUCUAUCGAGUUGUACGACAAGCCGCUCACUCUGACGGACUUGAUGAGGACGGUGUCGGACAACGCGGAGCUCGCGUUCCUGUCGGCCUGCGAGACCGCCGUGGGAGACCAGAAGAUCCCGGAGGAGUCUGCGCAUCUCGCGGCGGGGAUGUUGGCGGUUGGGUUCAAGGGCGUUGUCGCGACGAUGUGGUCGAUACGAGAUGAGGAUGGGCCCGUCAUCGUGGAUGCGUAUUAUAAGGAGCUUCUCCGGCUCCGCGCCUCGGGGACAGUCCGGGAAGGACACACUGGCGCCCCCUAUGCGCUGCAUCAUGCGGUAGGGUGCUUGAGGGAGGCGGUAGGCGAGACCAACUUCGAGAGAUGGGUUCCAUUCGUGCACUUCGGAGUAUGA
Molecule: messenger RNA, 1605 nt
Organism: Peniophora sp. CBMAI 1063
Lineage: Eukaryota; Fungi; Basidiomycota; Agaricomycetes; Russulales; Peniophoraceae
Source: the annotation of a GenBank genome assembly